AAUAAAAAUAAAAAAUAAAACAUAUUACCCAAAAAAAAAGAGGGGGAAGAAAAAGAAUGGAAAACAGUGAAGUUUAUGCAGUAAUCUGCAUAAGUAUUCUCUUGAUUGCUCCGGUAAUUGUAUCCCAACAAAUACCGGCAGAUAAACGGCAAGUAAAUGCUUGGUUUGAAGGCAUUAUCAAGCCUGUGAAAGAAAGGGGUAACAGCUUAGACCCAGAGUUGAUUCAGGCUGAGAGUAAUCCUAAAGUCAUAAAGGUGAGGCAAGGUGGUGGUGGAGAAUUCAAUAGCGUAAAGAAAGCCAUCGAGAGUGUUGCAUUAGGGAAUACCAAGCGUGUGAUUAUAUCCAUCGGACCUGGGGUUUACAAAGAGAAAAUCAAAAUUGAACGAGGGAAGCCAUUCAUUACAUUGUUGGGAAAUCCAAAAAACAUGCCCAAUUUGACAUUCGGCGGCACCGCCAAGGAGUAUGGAACCGUUAACAGCGCCACUCUAAUUGCUGAGUCUAAUUACUUUGUGGCAGCUAAUCUCAAUAUAGUGAACUCAGCUCCGAAGCCAGAAAGAGGGAAAACGGUAGGAGGACAAGCGGUUGCCUUGAGAGUGUCCGGCGAUAGGUCAGCUAUCUAUAACUGCAAUAUCUACGGUUUCCAGGACACGUUGUGUGAUGACAAGGGUAACCAUUUCUUCAAGGACUGUUAUGUUUCGGGCACAGUUGAUUUCAUUUUCGGAGGUGGGAAAUCUUUGUAUCUGAACACGGACAUAUUCGUGGAGAAGCGAGAAGGUGGAGGAUUUACAGUGAUAACAGCACAAGCGAGAGAAAGUUCAUCGGAAGACACGGGUUAUUCGUUCGUGCAUGGCAGCGUUACCGGAACAGCAAGCAAUUCAUUUUUGGGGAGGGCUUGGAGGAGCAAUCCAAGAGUGGUUUAUGCAUAUACUGAUAUGAGCAACGUCGUAAAUCCUGCUGGAUGGACUCAUAACAAUUUUCCUGAACGAGCCAAAACUGUUUAUUAUGGAGAAUACAAGUGCAAGGGGCGAGGUGCAAAUCCCAGUAAGCGAGAGCCAUUCGUGAAGCAGCUAUCAGGUGCGGAAGUCCUACCAUUCCUGGCUCUUAACUUCAUUGAAGCUACCAAAUGGCUGCUUCCUCCUCCUAAAUAUGAAUUUAAUUAGCCAUUCAGGCCCACCCUCGGGUGGAAAAUAACUAGGCAUCUAUUUUUUUAUUAUUAUCUUCCUAUGCCAUUGGCUUGUAACAUGUCACAUACCUCAAGUAAAUAAGAAAUUAGAUCACUUUUUUUAAAAUUUU
This is a messenger RNA of Gossypium raimondii (Peruvian cotton), 1293 nucleotides long. Its product is annotated as putative pectinesterase 63. The coding region runs from base 57 to 1160 and encodes 367 amino acids. The transcript is spliced from 4 exons. Gene Ontology annotation, biological process: cell wall modification. Lineage: Eukaryota; Viridiplantae; Streptophyta; Magnoliopsida; Malvales; Malvaceae. The record is from RefSeq and is a predicted model, not a curated record. Gene Ontology annotation, molecular function: pectinesterase activity.